Molecule: messenger RNA, 4911 nt
Organism: Seminavis robusta
Lineage: Eukaryota; Bacillariophyta; Bacillariophyceae; Naviculales; Naviculaceae
Source: the annotation of a GenBank genome assembly
AUGGACUCUGCCGCCACCACCACCAAUCGAAGGAUCCUUUCCGGAGUGAGCUUGGACGAUGAGGAAGAAGAGGAUAUGGUCGAGGUGGCCCUGGGUGGACAAACCCUGGCAGAAAUACCUGUCCAACAACCAUUUCCAGAGGAUGAAAUGACACCAGUGCCUGCUGAUCCUCCACCGGAUAUUGAAAACGCCGACACGUUCAUGUCUCUAAUCGAGGAAGUAUCGCAUGACGAUGAUGAUGAUGAUGAUGAUGACAGUGAGGAGGAGGAACCAAACGAUGAAGAACCAAAAGCAUGUGAGGCAGUAGGCGAAGUGAUUGUUGUCGAGGAUGACAAUGCGCUGAGCGAGAGCGAAAACGAGAACGAUUAUGAUACUGUACAGGGGGACGACGACGAGCAGGAGGAGAAGGAACAUGACUCUGAGGACGAGCUACAAGAAGAAGAAGAAAACAACGACACAGAAGCAGAAGAAGUAGAAGAACCUGAAGAAACGGACGAGGAAGACGAGGAAGCUGUCAGUCCAAGAGCGUUCUUUCGAAACGACGACUACGACCGGUCGGAUGACGAAAGGUCGGAUCCACCAGGAGCUGAUGCAGCCACUGCCAUCUCAUCCAUCGGAAGCGUAUCAGCUCGACAGUCCUUUCUACGAAAACAAGAACGGACACUGAAGGAAAUGUCUCGAGAGCUUGUCCGGGACAAGUACAACAGCCGCAGUCGCUACACGUAUGGCAGUGAUAUCGAGACGAACAUGGACAAUACAAGCAAGUGCGUCAUUGAUGAAGAAUCGACCGAAGUUUCGGAUGUUGUUGACGAGAAACAACAUCAACCUCCAGCAGCAGGCUUUCGAGGAUGCUCGCAUCCCUGCGGAAAAUAUGAAUUGGCUGCAGUUCUUCUCUCCUUCCUGGCCUUUGUUCUUUGUGGAGUGUCUACCGACCGGUGCGAUUUCCUGGUUGUAGAGGGUUCCGAGGAGGCUCCAGGCUUCUUUGCCUUGGCCCAACGUGAUGUUGGAUUGGUUCAGUUUGAGACGAUUUCCCCCGAGACCUCAACGUCCAAGUGCCUUUACUGGUUUGAUGACCCAGAUGCCUCAGCACAACUCUACGACCAUGUGUGGCAUGCCGCGCGGUUCAUGUCCGUGACCGCAACCUUCUUGGGGCUGUUCUUUGUAGGCUUCAUUUGCACUAUUUCGUGCGUCUCCUACGAUGCCGUCAUUUUCCAGAUGUUGGCAUUUGCUUCCUUGAUCAUGCCGUUGUUGUACGGGCUCUCCUUCAUUGUCCUGGGCUCAAAUGUUUGCCUUGAAGGAUCCUGUGAAAUUGGGAUUGGUGGCCUUGUGCUCAUUCUAGGCAUUAUUGUCUGGAUGAUGGUGGCGGCGGUCCUCUACUUGAUCCCCGGUCGUAGAUUGCUCGCUGGUCAGAAGACACAGGAAGCAUCGCCGGCAUCGGUUGAGACUGCAAAACACCACCUAUACAGUGGACACUUGGGAGUUGGCAUCCUUUUCGUGAUCUUCUUUGUUGCUCUUGUUGACAUUUCUGUAAUCCUUGGAAGGUCUCCGCCUGCAAUUGAAGAAGAGACUGUCGCACCAACCGAAGCUCCAUCUACAGAAAAAGUUUUGGAUUGGCUUCAAGAGGGAGAACUGAUUUUGGGACCUUUUCCUGAUUCUCGGGACUAUUUAUCGGUUGCCGGAAACGGAAGAGUCAUAUCCCUGAUUGGAAAAGAAUCCGUGCUAGUCAUGGAGCACGAUGAAGCAAAAAGGUUGUGGUAUCCAUUCGGUAACAUGAUCUCUGCAAACUUGGAUCCUACUGGUUGGGAUCCUGACGACAGAAUCACCAAGGUCAAAGCAACUGCAUCCUCUCUGUCGAGCAACGGACGAAUUGUUGCUGUGGCCAGCAACAACUGGGCAAAUGGUCCUGCAGAUGUUGGUAGAUACGAGUUUGGCCGUGUGCAGGUGUGGCAGCACCAUCAAUCGUCAUCUCGCUGGAUUCCCAAAGGGCAUCCGAUAACCGGAAAGGGGAUAAACGAUGCCUUUGCCACAAAAGUGGAGCUUGACAGCCUUGGAACGCGACUCGCUGUGGUUGCUACUGGCCAGUUUGGAAGAAACGAGCCAUAUGUGAGGAUUUAUGAAUACAACGAGGUUCUGGAGGCAAAUGGCAACUGGGUCCAACUUGGACAGGACAUCAGGCUUGAAUCGUUUUGGACGUCAUCGGGAUUCGCCUUUUCGGGAGACGGGAAGUCCUUUGCACUUGGGUCUCUUCGUAUCGGCCGGCUUGGGCUCGUGACAGUGUGGCACUACGAAAGUGAUAAGAAGAUGUGGAUUAGGCUAGGAAGCCCCAUCACUGCUGGUUCUUCGAAACGGGAGGACAAAUUUGGUGCUUCUGUUGCAAUGGCCUAUGAUGGUUCGGCAUUACUUGUUGGAGAUCCUGGGGGAAGCCCUGCGUAUGCUCGAGCUUUCUGGUUCAAUGGAAAAGGGUGGAAACAACUUGGGCAGGACUUGGAAUGCAAUUUAGAUGGGCGUUGCGCGAAUGAUGUUUCGAUGUCUUACUUUGGAUCAAUGGUGGCCAUUACUGGGUACCACAGUUUCAACCAAGUAGCCAGGGUGUACUCUCUGGAUGGGCCUCAGCAAAAGUGGGUGAAGGUGGGUGGCGACAUCCAAGGACCAAAGUCUGAACAUAGCAUCGAGGGAACAUCGGUCGGCAUAUCAGAUGACGGUAGAACAGUUGUGUUUGGCACAACUUUCCAAGACACGCAAACGCAAGUGUGGCAGUACACGGGUGGACUUUACAUUGAUGUACCACUUGAAGGCAAUCUGGCAACUGGAGUACCAACGCAAACACCUUCUGGGACCAAUGAGUCGACUGUCCAAUUAGUUUUGGAUAGUUCCUCAAAUGCGACUGUCACCUACGCUCCAGCAGCCAUCACUCCACUACCAUUGGGCAAUCUGUCGCUUGCAGAACCUGUUGAGAACGCAACCAAAGCAGAAGCAAUGACAAACUCCAGUUCAAAUUCUUCUGCUUGGGUUAACACUUCUCUCCUCGAGCUAAACGAUACUGAAUCGACGGGUCAUCCAUCAGAGAGUGUUCCUUCUAGCUCAUUGCAACCACACGCAUGGAUCAGAGCAGUAGCGGGAGAAGAAUACGCAUUUUUCUUGUUUGAUUCUGUGCCUCCUCGAAUCGAACGCUAUAAUUUGUCCUCGCGACAAUUCCUCCUUCCCGUCUUGUUGCCAACCAGCCACGGACCUCCCAGUGCCAUGGGGAUUGACGAUUCUCUGCAGAUUUACGUUGGUUUUGGAGCCCAAGCUUAUCGCUUCAGUUUCGACGGAGCCAAUGAAACCCGAAUUGCUGCCGACGCAGGCGAAAUUGACUCAAACAUCCGAGAAUUUCUCUUUGAUGAUAAUGACAUUGUGAUCAUCAAUGCUGGCCAACACCUCAUCAGUGUCAAUCGAAGAACAAACAAUAUGGUCAAGAACGUCUUUUCCUACAAUGAGCUCGUAUUGGGGGCUUCUCUCUCUUCUCGCCGCCGCCGAUUGUUCGGGCGGACACCUGUUGAGCUUGCCCCAGUGUCAGGCGAUGUGAUCAGGCCAUCAGAAUUGUGGUUCAAAGAAUACGACGCACAAGGUCGUUUCGUCAGCGAGAAACUAUCGGAAAUCGGCGAAAAUGUGGAUGUCGGCACUGCCUCCAAGACUUGGAUCUUCCCAGAUCAAACGCGAGUUAUUGACGAUCAUGGAUUCGUAUUCUCCGUGACGAACAACGCCGAGCACGUCUACACAGUAGACACACCCAAGAUACUCGACAUCGCAUGGUUGGGGGGCGAAGUUAUGGUCGCCCUCCAUAAGAAUGGGAGCCUUUCCUCGAUUUCUCAAGAGCUGGUUUCGAGGGGAUCGUUGACUCUGGACUUUGCACCUUCGAACAUUGCGGUCAAUAAUGGAGAGGUUCUUACUUUUACUUACGAUCUAGUCGCAGAUAACGGCAUUCGAGUCGAUGCACACUACCUCGGUCUGCUGAAUCCGUCGUUGCCUGGACGGCAUAUCCAGCCUUCUGGGAUCCCCUUCACACCAGCUUCACCCUUUGUUGAUAAGGACAGCUUGCUAUACAUGUUCAGCAAAGGACAUGCAAGCAUCUUUGUUAUGGAGCCGAAAGAGAAGAGUUACCUCGAUUCUAUCAAGCUUGAAGAGAUUCCGAAGUUCAUUGCAUACUCCAGCAUCAAUCACGAGGUAUAUCUCCUGCGGGAAGACGGCGUUCUGAGCAAAAUUGAUCUUGGAGGACAGAACAGAACUGAAGUGCACAUUGCCAAGCUGCCAGCAGCUCCCUUCGGCCUGUCCACCGCUGGCAAGUACAUUUUUGUCUGCGACGACGCAGGUGCCUUUGCCACCCACUACACGUUCCUCAGCAACGGAACCGUGGUUUCUGCGGUUGAUUGGAAUCAUGUGGACAAGGAAUAUGUGUGGUCGGAAGUCAACCGCAAGAUGUACUUCUUCAGACAGGCAAACCCAACGGACCUCAUGACGGAACACAUCUUUUUCAACGGGACAAUCGGAAUACGGGUGGAUUCCUACCUGAACAACAACUCGGGGUUUGAACACCCGAUUCGAGUGGACCCAGCUGGGCACCGUGCAGUGCUUGGUUCGGGGGUCGUCCACAACGCAAGGACUCUGAAACGCUUGAAUGUCACACUCUCGAAUCGUGUCCUUGAUAUCGCCUUCAGCAAAGGGGUUGCAAGGAGUAUCCGAAACCUUGGCAAGGACAAAGUGCAGCUUCAGCAGUGGCAUGAAAGAACCUUCCAACUGCUGAACGCGACAGAAUUAAGCGGGCGAGGGCACCACUUGUUUGCAUUGGAUGAAAACAAGACGGUUGCUGUUGUCUCAAAUGAAACAGGAGUGCCGAUGGCUUACGUCUUAGACGAGCAUUUCCGGCUUUCUUGA